AUGGACGCGGGCCACCGGGCGGCGUUGCUCACCGCCUCGUGCCUGCGCACGCCGGUCGACCCCCUCACCAGAGCUCCGGUGGCGCUUUACGAGCGCCGGGCGGGAAGGCCCGCGGCGGGCGGCGAAGGGCAGGUGAGGCGGCGGCGCUUGGCGGCCGUUGGCGGCAGGCAUGUAUGCUGUUGCUGUAGGAGAUGCCCUAAAAUAACUAUGCAGAGUCACAGGGACUUUUGUGCCACAUACAAAAGGACUUAUUUAUCUUCCUUGGCAGAUAGACCAUUAUUACAGGAUAUUUUGGAUUUGAGUCCUGAGAGAAAGCAGAAUUCUGCCAUGGAUGAUGGUUGCAAGGGCUGGAUAGACUUCUCCAAAAUGUACCUCUCAAAUCAGGAAUAUUACUUGAAGCUGGAAGAACUGAAGAAUGCUCACAUGGAGACCAUGGCACAGCUGGAAAAAAUGUAUCAGAAUAAACUAUAUCUCAGAGAUGUGCAGCCCUUAACCGAUAUGGAUGUGACCCAGUCUAUGAAGCAUCGAUCAGCAUGGGAGAAGAGCUCUCUUCAGUCCUGGAAUAUGCAUAAAUCUUUUUCUGAGCCUGAUUUAAACCAUUCUUUCCACUCAGAUUUAUCUGAUGCAUCUGAUAUAGAACUAGAGCUAGAAGAAAAUAAUAGUGAAGGAGAAUCAAUGAAAUUUGGAAGCGCAUGGGAAGAGUUUUCUUUAGAGAAUUUUCCCCACUGGACCACCAAUGGCUCAUCCAAGUUACAGACCCUGAAGAAGAGUAGGAGGAAGAAAAAAGCAUGGUCUCCCAAGGUUACCGUUCCCGAGCCUUUCCAGAUGACUAUUCGAGAAGCUAUGAAGAAAGAACAGAACAUCAAAUCCAAGGCACAGAUUGAAAUGGAAAACAAUUUGCUAAAGAAACAACUGGAGGAGGAAGCAGAGUGUCAGAAGCAGUUCCGUGCCAAUCCGGUGCCGGCUUGUGUCUUCAUCCCUCUCUAUCAUGACAUAAUGAAGCAAAAUGAAGAGCGUAGAAAGGUGGUCAAAGACAGAAGGAGAGAGCUUCUUUUGGCUUCACAAAAGCCAUUUCGGUUUCUUGAAAGAGAGGCACAAAAGAAAGAAAUGAGAAAAAUGCAACAGAAGGAUCUUUCUGCCCCAGAUAAGAAAACCAAAAUGUUCAAAGCAAAGCCAGUUCCUAAAUCUGUUUACAGCCCCGAAAUCAGUGAGAGGCUCAAGGAAGAAGAGCUCUACCGAGAAAUUAGAAUUCAGAUGAGAUCAGAAGAGCUUCUCUGCAAUUCAUUCCUCCCUAACAGCAGACUGGGCAAUAAGCACAGCCCACCAAAAUGCCUUGAAGAGAGCAAAAUGUCCAGCUGUAAACCAAGGACCAAAGCAAAGAUCCCAGACUUUGAGAUGUUACAUCGGAAAUUUGAAAAGCAGCUUCAGAGGCAGCUGAAUAUGAAACAUGUCACCGUCUGUGAACCUUUUAAUCUCUGCACGUCAAAUAUCCCAUCCAAAAGAGGAAAAAUUCUAGAAGACAUUCAGAGGGAUGAAGAAAGCUUAAAUGAAACACGGUGGCCCUAUGCCUCUCCAAGAUGUCAGCUCCACACGAGGUUGACAAAUGCAGCUUCUUUGCCUUUGGACUCUGAAGAACCCACAUCUCCAAGGAUCACAGAACUGACAAGGAAACGAUUACAAGCCGUAAGAGAUUCAAUUGAGGAAAAAAGAAAGCUGGAAGAAGAGCAAAAAAAGAGCAGAGCAAAACAGAAACAAAGAGCAAGAAAACUACAGAGACUUAUAACCACUCGGGCAGAGGCGAAUGAUCCACACCAGAGCCUGGCUCAGUUGUACAAAUCUAAGUUAAAAAUAUUCAGGAAACAUGAAAAACAGAGAAUGAAAGAAUAUCUCCAGGAACUUGAAGAAAUGGAAGAAAGGGUGGAAAAGAGGCCCCUGUUGUUGGAAAGAGCUACACAGAAAAAUGCCCAGAUAGCAGCUGAGAAGCAUUACUCUGAUACACUUCGAGAGCUGGGGUUAUGUGAAGAGUUUGUUUCAAAGAAAGGCCGAACUUCAACAGAAAUGCACAUGCAGUGCUGUUCCAGUGAUGGCUCUGAAAAUUCAGUAAUCAAAAGAAGAAGUGAUAAUGAAAUUGCAUUGAAUAAAGGAAAAUCUAAUGGAGAAGAAGAGAAAUCAGAGGUCCAGCCUGGCCAAUCCUGUGAAAAAGAAGAGGAGGAAGAGGAAGAGAAGACCGAGUCUGACUUAGAUCAUGAUGAGCAAGAUGAUCCUGAGCAUGAAAGCGAAAACUCUGGGAACAGUGCUGUAGAAAACUCCAGUGAUAAUGAAGAGUUACCUGACUGA
This is a messenger RNA of Eublepharis macularius, 2337 nucleotides long. RefSeq names its product FAM161 centrosomal protein A (gene FAM161A). Lineage: Eukaryota; Metazoa; Chordata; Lepidosauria; Squamata; Eublepharidae. The record is from RefSeq and is a predicted model, not a curated record. Gene Ontology annotation, cellular component: cilium; photoreceptor connecting cilium; ciliary basal body. Gene Ontology annotation, biological process: cilium organization.